Molecule: messenger RNA, 632 nt
Organism: Bombus terrestris (buff-tailed bumblebee)
Lineage: Eukaryota; Metazoa; Arthropoda; Insecta; Hymenoptera; Apidae
Product: tRNA (guanine(37)-N1)-methyltransferase-like
Exons: 2
Coding region: 24-527 (167 amino acids)
Source: RefSeq, a predicted model, not a curated record
UACAAUAUUGUUUUUAUACUAAAAUGUCUUCUUUGCUGGUUCCUCUGGAAUCAGUACGAGGAAUGAAAUGUUUGGACCGUACUGCAUUUACAACUACUGUGGAAUUACCAUUUUUGAAAACUCGUGGUGUAGCACUAUCAAAAAUAAUACCUAUUGUAAAAAAAUAUCUCUUUAAAGUAAGAAACUUUAAACCAGUUCAAAGUGCAGAUAAUGAAACUAUUAUAUAUUUGGAUCCCAAGUUAAUAAAAACAAUUGAAGAGUUUGUAGAAAGUGAAAAGAAUCAGUUAUUAGGAAUGUAUGAACAGUUUGGAACAACAAAAAUAACUUUAAAAUAUGAUAACUGGCAAUCUUAUCAGAUAUUAAGGAGUAUUUUACCUGAGGAAAUUGAGGUUCCAACUUCAUAUAGCGUAGUUGGCCAUAUUUUGCAUUUAAAUCUGCGUGAUGCACAUCUACCAUAUAAAGCUCUUAUUGGCCAAGUUUAUCUUGAUAUGGUUCCAAAUGCGAUAAAAAUACUAUUACAACAGUAAAAGAGAAUGGCCAUACAUAUGAAUUAGAUUUUUCUAAGGUUUAUUGGAAUCCUCGAUUAAGUACAGAACAUCAAAAUAUAGUUAAAUAUAUGAAACCUAAUGAUG